Molecule: messenger RNA, 1522 nt
Organism: Aethina tumida (small hive beetle)
Lineage: Eukaryota; Metazoa; Arthropoda; Insecta; Coleoptera; Nitidulidae
Product: battenin-like
Exons: 8
Coding region: 218-1423 (401 amino acids)
Biological process (GO): regulation of intracellular pH; lysosome organization
Cellular component (GO): lysosome; membrane
Source: RefSeq, a predicted model, not a curated record
AACGUCACUCAUAUCUUAAAAUAUGUAACAAACAGUAUUUUUUCUAUUUGUUGUGCAUAAAUUGACAGCCAACCACGGAAUUGUGGAAUUAUCUUGCACAAUUGCUUACUACACGUGAGGGUUUUAAUCAUUGUCCAUUCGCAGUGGCCAGGACGCGUCUCUUUUAACAAUAAAACAGGUUGGACAAGACUGAAUAAAUCGGACCAUUAAACUAAUAAUGGUCGAGCUAACAACAAUUGUUGAAAAUGGGACCGCGAAUCAAGCAAAGAUAAGAAACAUUCGUGCCCUCAUUGCCUACUGGAUUCUAGGACUGUGCAACAAUUAUGGAUAUGUAGUAAUGUUAACGGCGGCCGCAGAUAUUAUUGACAGAUUUUCCGAAGAAAGUGAAACGAGUCAGGUGAGAGACUGUACCUAUAUGUCCACUGGAGUGGUACUUCUUGCUGAUGUUAUCCCGUGUCUUGUUAUCAAAAUAUUUGGACCUUUUUUGCCAUUUUUUGUCAAUGUACGUGUGGGACUUAAUAUCUGUUUGGCAUGCACCAGUUUCUUAUUGGUGGCAUUCAGUGAUUCUAUGACAUUGGCCAUAUUGGGUGUUAUUUUUACGUCUUUUAGUUCAGGAUUAGGUGAAAUCACAUUUUUGCAAUACAGUUCAUUUUACAAUAAGAAUGUUGUAUCAACAUGGAGUUCAGGGACUGGAGGUGCUGGUGUAUUUGGAGCUCUGUCAUAUGCGCUUUUAGAAGCAAUUGGACUUCGAAAUGCUUUACUAACAAUGCUUAUAAUUCCUAUAACAACGGCAGUUUCAUUUUGGAUAAUAUUACCAAAACCCUCGGAAGGUGAAAACUCACAAAAUGUCGAGAUGCAGAAAGAGAUUAACGCUGUUGAUCUAAAAAGUCCUUUAGAAUCGUUAAAAAUUAAACUAAGAAUUUUACCCGGACUGUUAAAAUAUAUGAUACCUGUCGGAUUGGUUUAUCUCUUUGAAUAUUUUAUUAACCAAGGAUUGUUCGAACUAAUUGAUUUUAAGGAUACAUUUGUAGACAAAAAAGGUCAAUACCGAUGGUUGCAAGUCACUUAUCAAGUGGGUGUAUUAAUUUCUAGAUCAUCGGUUAACUUGUUUCACAUUCGUAAAAUUUAUAUAUUAGCUAUUCUACAACUAGUCAACGUGGUAAUCUACACUACUCAAGUUAUAUACUUUUACAUUCCUAGUUUUUAUAUAGUAAUAGCACUAACACUCUGGGAGGGAAUGUUAGGAGGUGGAGCUUACGUUAAUACAUUUUACACCAUUUCCACAGAGGUUGAAGAAGACAAAAAACAAUUUUCUAUGGCCAUUACCAGUUUUGCUGAUAGUUGCGGAAUUGCACUAGCUGGAGUGUUUGCAGUGUUAGCUCAUAAUAAGAUUUGUGAUGUACCUAUACCUGAUUAUGCUUAAUUUUUUUUAAAUAAUAUAGUAAUAAUAAAUGUCGUUAAUUAAUAAUUUUCUUAUUUGCACUUGGAAUUGGACAUUUCGAUAAAAUAAAAGUCAACAAUA